Molecule: messenger RNA, 7226 nt
Organism: Mytilus trossulus (common blue mussel)
Lineage: Eukaryota; Metazoa; Mollusca; Bivalvia; Mytilida; Mytilidae
Product: receptor-type guanylate cyclase Gyc76C-like
Exons: 22
Coding region: 367-4167 (1266 amino acids)
Biological process (GO): protein phosphorylation; intracellular signal transduction; receptor guanylyl cyclase signaling pathway
Cellular component (GO): plasma membrane
Molecular function (GO): protein kinase activity; guanylate cyclase activity; peptide receptor activity
Source: RefSeq, a predicted model, not a curated record
AUAAAAUACAAAUAGACAAAUUCAAUGUGCAGAGUUUGUUCUUUGUUGAAUAUUUUAAAUCUGACAAAGAUUUAAUGGAUACGUUUAGCGAUAAAUAGACCAUUAGUUUAUUAUUCUAUAAUGAACGGGUGUAUCUAUACGAGGAGUAACGAUUGACAAGCUAUUAUUGUACAGUUAUAGGAGGAUAACGAAACACCUUGAACACAGGUGAUAAUUAACUGGAGAUUUCAUAAUUACUGUCCUGAAGGACGGAAAGCCUAUAGGAGGAACGUUUUGAUUUGAUCAACAUGUUUACAUAGUUGUGGAAUAUGAUCGGAAGUUCUUCACGAUGGUACAUACCAAUGGGUCUAGAAGAGCAAUUCAAUUAUGAUUAUUUUAUAUUUUCACGUGUGCUUAAUUUUUACUACUUGUGUGUCGUUUGAAGUAAUUUCUGGUGAAGAAUUGAAAAACAUAACUAUCGGAUAUUUGACUGUUGAUAAAGUUAUUCCCUGGCAGCGAGAUACCCAGGGAAGGAUUAUAUCUGGAGCUAUAUCGUAUGCUGUGGAUCUUAUUAAUAAUGAUACAACAGUGUUACCAGAUUAUCAUAUACAUUUAGUGUGGGGUGACACCAAAGGGGACACCAUCACCGCCACAAAACUAUUACUUGAUCAAUGGCGACAAGAAGCAGUAGCAUUUUUUGGUUUAGAGGAUAGUUGCAGCGUUGAGGCUAGGGUGUCAGCUGCAGUAAAUCUCCCGAUGAUAUCCUAUAAAUGUGCCGACCUUGAAGUUUCCGAUAAAUUGAAGUAUCCCACAUUCGUUCGGACUUUUCCACCAACAACACAAGUUACUAAUUCUAUUAUUUCACUAUUACUACACUAUAACUGGAAAAGGUUUACCCUUAUAUUAGGAUUAUCACAUAAACCUCAAACUAUUGCCAAGAAACUGUUGGAGCAGGCUAAAGUUUAUAACAUCACUAUCAAUGGUCAGCAGUCUUAUAAAGAUCCUCACCUUCCCCUGACCUCAGGCAACCCAUUUCCUGGAAUUGUAGAGAAGACCUUUAUUGAUACAAGAGUAUAUGUGUUACUUGGAGAUAUUAAUGCUGUUGUGGAUUUAAUGACAAACUUAUACGACAGAGGGCUGCUAGAUACGGGUGAAUACAUCGUCAUAUAUGUAGACCUUGAUACAUUUGACAGUACAGUUCCGCUUAAAUAUUUCAAAAGAACAGCAGAUAAUCCCCAUCAACCAAGGAAUGGCGAUGCCGCUAGAUCUCUUCUAGUUGUCACCUUAAGUCCACCCAGUAAUCCACAAUACGACAAAUUCCGGGAAGCUGUUAAUGAGUACAACGAACAACCUCCAUUCGAAUUUCCAAAUCCUUUUAUGAAACCUAAAAAGAUAACAGUGUAUGCCGCUUAUUUAUAUGACGCUGUGAUGUUGUGGGCAAAAGCAGCUGAUAAUAUGACCCGUUCAGGAGGAUCAAUCAAGGAUGGAAGAGCUAUCAUUGAAUCCAUGCUCGGUAUAAGUUAUCAAAGCAUCCAGGGUGUAAUAUCAAGUAUUGAUAGUAAUGGUGAUGCAGAAGGCAAUUACACUCUACUUGCUCGAGUACCAUAUGUUUCUCAGCAUGCCAAUUUUUCAAUGCAACCUGUUGGGCACUUUCUGAUUGGAAGCAAAUUACCUAGGCUUUCUCUCUUUAGAGACCACAACAUAGACUGGGUAUCUGGUAUGGUUCCAUUAGAUGAGCCAGUUUGUGGUUACAGGAGAGAAAAAUGUAUUCCACCGAACGUGUAUACACUUGAAAUCGUUGGUGGAAUAAUAGGAGGAAUUUUAUUAAUAGUUUUUAUCAUAAUAUUAGUAGCUUACAGGAACUGGAGAUAUGAACAGGAGAUUGCUGGUUUAUCAUGGCAGAUAUAUACACAUGAUAUUAAAUCAACUCACACUAAUGGCAAAGUGUCGCCAUAUGUAACGAUGGUUAAUGCAGGUAGUACGGUUUCCUUAAACAGUAAUCAAUCUUUAGAUUCACGGAUGUCGUUCACUCAAGUAUAUAUAAAAACUGGUACAUAUAAAGGCCAAAUAGUGGCCCUGAAAGUGUAUGAAAGUAAAAUGCUGCAUAUCAACAGAGACAUUAAAAAACAAAUGAAAAUGAUGAGAGAUUUACGGCAUAUGAAUAUCAAUCCAUUUGUUGGUGCUUGUGUUGAUACACAUAAUUUUAUUAUUGUCACAGAAUAUUGUUUUAAAGGCAGCCUUCAGGACAUUUUAGAAAAUGAGCUUAUAAAACUAGACAAAAUGUUCAUAGCGUCUAUGAUAAAAGAUGUUAUUCAGGGUAUGAUAUUCCUCCACAACAGUGAAUUGAUGUUUCACGGAAAUCUUAAAUCUUCUAACUGUGUAGUAACGAGUCGAUGGAAUGUCCAGGUAGCAGAUUUUGGACUUUUAGAGUUCAGAAAGGCCACCUAUAAAAAGGAAGAUGAACAUGCUUAUAAUCGAAAUUUGUUCUGGACAGCUCCUGAAAUUCUAAGAAAUCCAAAAGUUUUUGGUUCUCAAAAAGGAGAUGUGUAUUCAUUUGGUUUAAUUUUAUAUGAGAUAUUUAGUCGUUUGGGUGUUUAUUGUUACUGCAAUAUGGAACCAAAAGAUAUAGUUUUAAAUGUAAAAAGUGUUCAAAGAGUUGAACCAUUCCGUCCAGAUGCAAAAUAUUUAAAUGCUGAAGAUUAUAUAGUUAAUUGCAUGAAAGAAUGUUGGGAUGAAACACCAGAAAAUCGACCAGACUUCAGAACCAUUGCCAAAAAAUUGCAUGAUUUGUGGCGAGGAAUGAAACGCAACAUAUUCGAUAACAUGAUGGCCAUGAUGGAAGCAUAUCAAAAUAACCUCGAGAAUCUAGUAGAGGAGAGAACUGAGCAGUUGGUUGAGGAGAAGAAAAAGACAGAAACUUUACUUCAUCGUAUGUUGCCUUCGUCCAUAGCAGAUCAAUUAAAAAAGGCAAAGGUGGUCCAGCCCGAGUCCUUUGAGUGUGUUACUAUAUACUUUAGUGACAUUUGUGGCUUUACAAAGUUGUCUGCAGAAAGUACGCCGUUGGAGGUGGUGGAUAUGCUGAACGAUUUAUAUACAUGUUUUGACUCCAUUAUAAAGAAUUAUGAUGUCUAUAAAGUAGAGACAAUUGGUGACGCGUAUAUGGUGGUCAGCGGUGUACCAAUACGUAACGGCGACAAUCAUGCUGGAGAAGUAGCCUCGAUGUCGCUAGAACUUUUACGAGCAAUAAAAAAAUUCAAAAUACGACAUCGUCAAGAGGAAACAUUGAAGUUAAGAAUUGGAAUGCACUCAGGUCCAUGUGUAGCAGGGGUCGUUGGUCUAACAAUGCCAAGGUAUACAUUGUUUGGUGAUACUGUAAAUACAGCUUCACGAUUGGAGUCUACUGGUGAACCUCUACAGAUCCAUAUAAGCGAUCCGUGUAAACAGCUACUUGAUAAACUAGGAGGCUAUACAAUUACAGAGAGAGGUUUUGUCAGCAUGAAGGGGAAAGGAGAAUUGUUCACUUACUGGCUAAACUCAGAAAAUGAGGAAAUACGACAUGAACGAUUGCGGCGUACAAGUCAAACAUUGAAUUUUAGUUCACCCGCAACAAGAGAAAUAAGACAGGCCUAUAUACAACAUUCCGGACAGAAUCACCGUUCUAUUAAAGAUGGUUUAAACGAAAACUAUAAUGAUAAAGACAAUCAUUCCGAUCACAACCAGUCAACUCCUCUAAUGGACAUUUUAUGUGAAAGUGAAAGGAUUAACUCUUCAGUUCCUCUUCCAAAAAUUCCACUAGAACCCAAAGACUCCCCAACAACUAGUUCCAUGAAAGCAAGAAAAAUAUUUCAAUCAAAACUAUUCAAUGGUGUAAUUCCUGAAGAGAAAAAGUAUCGUCUACUGAAAGGUAGUUCCGGUUCAGAUAUAACAACAGAAAGAUAUACUCUGAUGAGUGACUUUCAUGACGACGACAGUGAUAGUGACCAUUUGUCAACAAGGCAUCAUUCCUUAGGAACAAGAAAUAACAUACGACAGCCACCAAGCUGUGCAAUGUGUACACUUCCUAAGUCUUCAAAGCAAGACAAAGAGACAAAUUCGUUUGGACCAGACAGACAAGACGUGGAUGCAAGAAAUUAUUACAAUAGUUUUGGACAAAAUGAUAAUUUGAUGGACCCAGAGACAAUAUUGUAGCAUUAGGAUAAUUAGACAACAACAAAUACAAUUACACGUAAUAUAUUUAAAAAUUAUAACUUUUGUUAACAAAUAUGUGGAAGGUUAAUACGAUGGAUAUGUUAGUUGAUGAUUUGAAUAUCUUUACCAGAAUAUAUCUAUAUGUUAAUGUGUUCUGAAUAUGAAACAUGUUUUAUACUUUGCCGACAAAUCGAGUCAGAAUUGUGUUCAAUGCUAGUUAAAACUCAUCAGGAAAAAGACAUGCUAGCAAAUUAAAGAAAGGCUUAGUUGGUAUAACCCUUUAACACAUUUACCACCGCGUUACAUUAUUUUCGAUGUAACCACAGAAAAACAAAUAUGAUAAAUCAGCAUAGCAGCUAGGUAUUAUUCAUUAUGAAAACUUCAUUACAAAUUGUACUUGAACUUUCAUUUUUCAAUCUAAUUAGGAUAUUCAAGCUUCAGUUUUGUUUGUUCACUUGAUUUGUCUUAAUUGAUUUAUAAGAUACACAAUUUGUUUAUCAAAUGUUGCCUAGAUUUAAGGAACAAAGACGUUUGUUGAGGAUCAUAUAAUACUGUUUUAUUAAACUUUUGUUUUGAAGAAUCCAAAUUUAAAUAUUUUUUUAUCAAUCAUAUUCAUAUGUCAUUUAACUUUCUUCUUAAUCUGAAUAUAAGUUAAAAACGGAGUAAAUUGUACGAUAGUUUGUAGUAAAAUGCUAGGUAAACGGAAUUGCAUAGGUUUAACAUCAUGGUCUACCGGAUUGUGAACUAUUUAAGGAACGGAAGAAAUUUUACCUGACCAAUGACAUACAAGUACUUGAAGAUAUGCAAAGUAUAUACGAACUGAUAAUUAGUGUUUCUUCACACUCGCAAUCGUUUUGCAAUAAUAAUAAUAACCCCGGUGAUAUCCUGUAAAGUAUGCAUUUGUAAACUUUUAUUCAAAAUAUCACAUUGAACGUUUUUUUAAAUUUCAUUGAUUUAGUUUGUAUGUAGUUUUACCCAACUUUUAACAGAAACAAUGUUUUAUUUUUUAUUUGCAUUUAACUUGUAUAUGUUAUUCAUUUGAAAGUUAUCUUCAGUUUCAUUCAUAACGUGUAAGGCACGAUUUCUAACCAUGUUUAGGUUGUACUAUAAAAUGUCAACUUGCAACCUACACUCUGUUUUAUGUGAACAAAGUCAAUCAAAAAGAAGUGGUGUCAAGAUGUCAAAAGUCCUAUUUUAUCCUAACAUUAUUAUAUAUCGAACACUGUUCUCUUCCAUUACUGUAACUGAAUAAUAAACUUUUUAAAAUUAUCUAAAUCUGUUCCAUCAGCAAAUUGAAAAAACAAUCUAUAUUUAAGAAUAUUAACUUACAGUGUUUUUGUAAUUGAAGAUAUAUGAUGACAUAUUGAGUAAUGACAUUCAAAAAUAAAUAUGUGAAAUGAUGCAAAUACUAUUUGUCCGAAUUUUUUUUGAAAAUAAACAAACGUUAAGUGCCACAUAUAUGCCACCUAUAUAAUUGUUACUGUCUUACCUUUUUUAAAUAACUUUGUAUAUCAUGAAUGUUUUAAAGUUUUUUGAAACGCUUUUUCCAUCUAAAAAGGAGACUUUAGUAAUGAAACAGCAAUGCAAAAUUACAAAACAUAAAAGAAAAAUGUUAUGAAAUGAAAUAUAUAUAUAUAAAUAGAUUUGUAGAUUGCAUUUAACUUGUUAACACGGUGUGUCAUGUUGUUAUAGAUACAGUGUAAAUUGUCUAAUCCGACGCAUGGUGGCCAGAAAAAAAAGUCAGGUUUAGCAGGGUGUCGGACUACUCAGGUUUGUUUUCUGAAAGGAUAGGCAUAUUUUGGGACCAUGAAAAUAUGUGAGAUAAAACAGGAUGUUUGCAAACUCAGGUGUCGGAGUAGGCAGGUUACAACGUAUACACAACAGUGAAAAUGAAACAAAUAUUGUAAUACACAUUUAUUUCAAAAGUUAUAUUAAAUCAAGCAAUGCUCACACUUACAAAACGCAUACUCAAAGUACGUCACGUGUUGAUAUGAAAGAAUGCCAUCCUACCCUGAAAGAAGCAUUAACAAAGACCUUUGUCUAUCUCUUCAUUAUUUGUAGCAAAACAUAUCACUUUUGAGAGCCUUGUAUUUUGCUUCAACUAUGAUAAUCAUAGUACAAAAGGAAUUAAUUUUAAAUGUUCACUGUUUGCCUUUCUCUUGAUACAUGUACAAGGGCUGUGAUUAAAUCAUCACUUCCCAUCAAUGUACAGUGUUACAAAUUCUUAUGCACCCUACUUGCGGAAGCAGGUAUACAAAAAAUAACCUACUAAUGAUAAUGAAUAUAUAAAAUGCGAUGAUACAUCAAACCAACAGAAAAUUAAUUGAUAAUCAGAAAAAAAUAUUUUUGUUCGCAUCAAUGCUUGAUUUGUUAGAUGACAAAUCAAUAGUAAGUAGAAGUGGAAAUAUUCACAUAAUCAACCGUUAAAAAAUAUGACUUCCUAGCACCGCUCGUAUCUAUUCACAUAAAUAUGUGUCGGGUGUUCCUGUGGUAAUCUUUAAAUGAAGUUAAAAUCAAAAUGUGUUGUCUUUCUUUAAACAAAUAAUACUUUUCAAUGUAAAAAGUAUUAGAAAAUAUAUAAAAAAUACCGAGCUGAAAAGCAAAUUUAGAUAUCUUAUGAAUUUGCAAAAUCAAAACUAAAACACAUCAAACAAAUGGAAAAAAAACUGUCAAAUUUCCGACUUGAACUUUAUGCAAUUUUAUUCAAUUAUAGAUUUUAACUUUUGUGUAAUAUCUGUGUUAAUAAAUGGUUCGAGAUAAAAAAAUAAAGUUAUAUUCACAUUUUUUUCAAAAUCAUCACAUUCACAUUGAAAUCAAAAGUUAAUCAUAUUGCACUUUCAUCUAAACUUCAUUUAAAACAUGUUGCAUAAUACUUCCUUGAGUUCUUAAUAUUAAGCCUUGUUACAUUGUAUAUUUGAUUCAUGUCAAUAUGUAUAUAUUAUGUUGAAUUGAUUUGUUGUUUGUAGAUAUACAUAUAAUUUAUAUUCCUGAGAAAUCUGUGAUAAUUUCCGACUUCAUUGUAUAUAAUACUAUAGUUCAAAAUGUGAAUAAUAACAUGA